GGCCCCGUACCAGGGUCGGAGGGCUCGGGGCGGAGCCGGCGGCGGCGGCGGGUGGCUCUUUUUUCGCUGGUGCGGGUAUGGCUCUGACUGAUGACCUCGCGGGCCUGGCCCAAAGCUAUGCACCGGCCGCGGGCGCGGAGGACGAGGUGGAGGACGACCCGGCGCAGAAGGUCGCCCUGGAAGCGUUCGGGGAGAGCGCGGAGACGCGCGCGUUGCUCGGGAGCCUGGCCGCGGUGCACGGCCGGCGCGCGGCCCGGGAGGUGGCGGAGGAGCGCUUCCGCGUAAUUAUGGAUAAAUACCAAGAACAGCCUCACCUCUUGGACCCACACCUUGAGUGGAUGAUGACCUCGUUGCUGGACAUAGUGCAGAAUGAGACGUCUCCGCCUGCCCUCGUACAUCUGGCUUUUAAAUUUCUUUACAUCAUCACCAAGGUUCGAGGAUACAAAGUAUUUCUGCGUUUAUUUCCUCAUGAGGUAGCUGAUGUUCAGUCUGUGUUAGACAUGCUCACGGGUCAGGACCCUAAAGACCACGAGACAUGGGAAACACGCUACAUGCUUUUACUGUGGCUCUCUGUGACCUGCUUGAUCCCUUUUGAUCUUUCACGCCUUGAUGGGAACCUCCUCACUCAACCUGGGGAAACACGAAUGCCCAUAAUGGACCGAAUUCUACAAAUAGCAGAGACUUACCUGGCAGUCAGCGACAAGGCACGAGAUGCAGCUGCUGUCCUGGUGUCCAAGUUUAUCGCACGUCCCGAUGUGAAGCAGAGAAAGAUGGCCAGCUUCCUGGACUGGAGCCUGUGCACCUUGGCAGGCUCCUCUUUCCAUACCAUCGAGGGGGUCAUUACUAUGGAUGGCAUGCUGCAGGCCUUGGCCCAAAUAUUUAAGCACGGAAAACGGGAAGAUUGUCUACCCUAUGCGGACACUGUUCUCCAGUGCCUUGAUGGAUGCAGACUCCCUGAGAGCAACCAAACCUUGCGGAAGCUGGGUGUGAAGCUUGUCCAGAGGCUGGGGCUGACCUUCCUGAAGCCAAAGGUGGCCACGUGGAGGUACCAGCGUGGCUGUCGGUCUUUGGCUGCCAACCUGCAGCUCUGUGCCCAGGGUAGGAGGGAGCAGAAGCUGCUGUCUGUCGGUGUAACUUCUGACGGUGACGAGGACUACGAUGUCCCAGAGGGAGUUGAGAGCAUCAUAGAGCAGCUGCUGGUUGGGUUGAAGGACAAGGAUACUGUGGUCCGAUGGUCUGCAGCCAAAGGAAUUGGUAGGAUGGCUGGAAGGCUUCCCAGAGAGCUGGCAGAUGACGUGGUGGGCUCCGUGUUGGACUGUUUCAGUUUUCAGGAGACGGAUAAGGCAUGGCAUGGUGGAUGUCUGGCGCUGGCGGAACUGGGCAGACGAGGCCUGUUGUUGCCAUCAAGACUCCCGGAGGUGGUCACGGUGAUUCUGAAGGCGCUGACGUACGAUGAGAAGCGGGGUGCCUGCAGUGUGGGCGCCAAUGUCAGGGAUGCUGCCUGCUACGUGUGCUGGGCCUUUGCACGUGCCUACGAGCCUCAGGAGCUGACACCCUUCGUGACUGCCAUUUCCAGUGCUCUGAUCAUUGCCGCUGUGUUUGACCGGAAUGUGAACUGCAGAAGAGCAGCCUCUGCUGCCUUCCAGGAGAACGUGGGGAGACAGGGCACUUUUCCUCAUGGAAUUGACAUUUUGACCGCCGCAGACUAUUUUGCAGUUGGUAACAUAUCUAACUGUUUCCUGGUUAUAAGUGUGUUCAUUGCUGGCUUCCAGGAGUAUACCAAGCCGAUGAUAGACCACCUGAUGUCCAUGAAAGUCAGCCACUGGGAUGGGGCCAUCCGAGAACUAUCUGCGAAGGCACUGCACAAUCUGACCCCACGAAUGCCUGAGUACAUUGCCACGCAUGUGUUCCCAGCACUGUUGUUGAUGACACGGAGUCCGGAUCUGCACACACGACACGGCGCCAUCCUUGCCUGUGCAGAGGUCACCUAUGCUCUGUACAAGCUGGCAGCACAGAGCAGCAGACCUAUCACAGACUAUCUGGAUGAGAAGGCAGUGCAAGGCCUGAAGCAGAUCCACCAACAGCUUCGUGAUCGUCAUCUCUACAGGGGUCUGGGAGGAGAGCUCAUGAGACAAGCAGUGUGUGUUUUAAUAGAGAACUUGUCACUUUCCAGAAUGCCUUUUAGAGGUGACACUGUGAUCGACGAUUGGCAGUGGCUGAUCAGUGACACUCUCAGAAGUCUCCACCUUGUUUCAAGCCACUCCAGGCAACAGAUCAAGGAGGCAGCUGUCUCAGCCCUGGCUGCUCUCUGCAGUGAAUACUACCGGAAGGAGCCUGGGGAGACAGGCUUUACCACUGAGCAGAAGCUGAUCCCGCAGUACCUCGCUGAGCUCCGGAGCCCAGAGGAGAUGACGCGCUGUGGCUUCUCCUCAGCCCUGGGUGCCCUCCCAGACUUCCUUCUCAGGGGCCAUCUGCAGCAGGUUCUCUCAGGUCUGAAAACAGUCACCUGCACCUCUCCCAAGGAUGUGAGCUUUGCUGAGGCCAGGAGGGACAGCUUGAAGGCAAUCUCGAGAAUUUGCCAGACUGUUGGUGUGAACUCAGAGGGACCACCUGAUGAAGUUGUAUGCAGAGAGAACAUUGCUGAGGUCUAUGCCGCUCUGCUGAACUCCAUGAGCGACUAUACCACAGACAGCAGAGGGGACGUAGGCGCCUGGGUCCGUGAGGCUGCCAUGACCAGUCUGAUGGACUUGACACUGCUGCUGGCACGGACAGAGCCAAUGCUGAUCGAGGCCCAUAUCUGCGAGCGCAUCAUGUGUUGCGUCGCCCAGCAGGCAAGUGAGAAGAUUGAUCGGUUCCGUGCUCAUGCUGCCCAUGUGUUCCUGACUCUCCUGCACUUUGACAGCCCUCCCAUCCCCCAUGUGCCCCACCGAAGAGAACUGGAAAGUCUGUUUCCCAGGUCUGAUGUGGCCUCCGUGAACUGGAAUGCACCGUCCCAGGCCUUCCCUCUCAUCACCCAGCUCCUGGGGCUGCCCACCUACCGAUACCAUGUCCUGCUGGGGCUGGCCGUGUCCGUGGGUGGCUUGACAGAGUCUACGGUCAGGCAUUCUACACAGAGCCUCUUUGAGUACAUGAAGGGGAUUCAGAAGGAUGCUCAGGCCCUGGAGAGCUUCAGUGGGACCCUCCUGCAGGUCUUUGAGGACAACCUCCUGAAUGACAGGGUAUCUGUGUCACUGCUGAAGACUCUGGACCAGAUUCUGGCCAAUGGGUGCUUCGACAUCUUCACCACCGAGGAGAACCACCCCUUUUGUGUGAAGUUGCUUGCGCUUUGUAAGGAAGAAAUCAAGAAAUCCAAAGAUAUCCAGAAACUUCAGUCAAGUAUUGCAGUGCUCUGUGGCAUGGUGCAAUUCCAUGGUGAUGUGAGAAAGAAGGUUCUUCUGCAGCUGUUCCUCCUCCUUGGCCACCCAUUCCCUGUGAUCCGGAAGACCGCAGCAAGCCAAGUGUACGAGAUGGUGCUCACCUACAGCGACGUGGCGGAUGCCGACGUACUGGAUGAGGUCAUGUCUGUGCUCAGUGACACAGCCUGGGACACAGAGCUCCCAGUUGUAAGAGGGCAGCGGGAUCGCCUGUGUGACCUCCUCGGCGUGCCCAGACCCCAGCCGGUUCUCAAGCCUGGCACAUGCUGAAGCUUUUGGCCUGCCUGGCUGGGAUGUCCUGCUCUAAGGCACCACAAGCAGCCUGUCUGACAAAGGCUGGUGCACCUGCUGCUGGACGAUGGGAGGCCAUCGCCAGAGGGCAGCGCUUCCUCCCGUGUGCUCCUAUCCGUGCUUCUACCAUUCCUUAACACAGAUGCUUCCCAUUAAAUCAUGUACCACAC
Nannospalax galili (Upper Galilee mountains blind mole rat) is the source of this 3874-nucleotide messenger RNA. It is a transcript of the gene Tbcd, whose product is annotated as tubulin folding cofactor D. The record is from RefSeq and is a predicted model, not a curated record. Gene Ontology annotation, biological process: adherens junction assembly; bicellular tight junction assembly; post-chaperonin tubulin folding pathway. Gene Ontology annotation, cellular component: lateral plasma membrane. The transcript is spliced from 39 exons. Bases 78 to 3683 code for a protein of 1201 amino acids. NCBI's taxonomy places the organism in Eukaryota, Metazoa, Chordata, Mammalia, Rodentia, Spalacidae. Gene Ontology annotation, molecular function: beta-tubulin binding; GTPase activator activity.